AGUCUAUGGUUGAGAACGGUAAUGUUUACACGCCGACCACAAACAAAGGGAUAAGUUGCCCGAAACGUUUAUUAUUAUUUAAACGAGUUCGAUAGACUAACAAUUAAAGUAACGGGGUUUCUAGUGCUGCUGUGCAUAUAUAAAUGGGCGUGACAGCCGCACAAUAACAACAACACAACAAAAACAACGUCUCUGCUUCCGGUUUCUGGAUGUAGCUGUCAGACUCCAGCAUCUUUUUUUAACGAGGAACCGCUUUAUCAGCAGCCUGCAUUAGAAUGAGCGAAGGAGAAGUGUUUCAUGAGAAGCAACGACUGGAGCUGUGCGCCAUUCAUGCACUCAACAACGUGCUACAGGAGCGGGUGUUCACCAAGGAGACGGCCGAUGACAUCUGUAAACGGCUGGCUCCACAGUGUGUGGUGAACCCUCAUCGGUCGGUGUUAGGCACGGGAAACUAUGACGUCAACGUCAUCAUGGCAGCACUACAGAGCAGGGAACUGGCUGCAGUGUGGUGGGACAAACGCAGGUCGGUACAGAGUCUUUGCGUGUCAAAGGUCCAGGGCUUUAUUCUUAAUGUCCCAUCACGAGUAUCGCUUGGGAUCGUGUCCCUCCCGCUCCGACGGCGGCACUGGCUCGCAGUUCGGCAAGUUAAUGGACAGUACUACAACCUCGACUCCAAACUGAAGAGCCCUGUUUGUAUUGGCGGAGAGGCAGAGCUACGCUCAUUUCUCAGUGAACAGCUUUCUCAGGAUGUGGCAGAGAUGCUCCUGGUUGUCCGACGGGAGGUGGAGGAGGAUGGUUCAUGGCUGAACUCUGACAACCCUCAAAAGUGAUGCCUUGGGAUAGGACAUACCUUUACAUUUUAGCAUGGAAAAAUAAACUCCUCUGGGAAAAGGACAGACAAUUUUUUUGGAAAACAACAAACCUCUUCAGGGAAUGCACUAAAAUACAUUUAAUAUCUACACACAGACACACAGCGGAAGUUCCAAAGAGAAGCAGAGACGGGCGCUUAGUCUCAAAACGAGGAACUGAUUGUAACAAUUGUAAAAGCUGAUAUGAACCAUGUAUUUGCAUUGUCCUGCUCUUGGUACAUUUAUUUGAGAGGGUGCAUCUAAGCUAACAGUGUUGCAAGUUGGGGGCAAUUGUGGGCUAGUUUCAUGAUACUUGAGUUGAGACGUAUAUGACUGAACAUUCACUGUUUUGUGGUAGAAAACCUGCAGACAGUGUUUGUGCAUGAAAAACCAUCUACAGUAAUGAUAACUGGAUGACUUUGAUUACUAAAACACCAAGAGAAAAUUUUCUAUGUUGGAUAUCACUGGACGUUUAUGAUCCAGUCACCAAACUUAGAUCAGUAUGUGCUGUACGUACAAGAUGGUAAAGCCAACAUUUAUCAGUUCUCAAGCGGCAUCUGAGUGCACCAUCUCUUCCCCUGACCUUUGUUGUAAACUUUCUAUGCACUAUGUAGCUAGAUUUGUUAGCACUGUUUGUCUUUGUGUGUUCAUACAGGAACGUGUACUGUGAAGGUAUCACCUGGUGAGGCAUUGAAGGACUGUACCAGUGUCUUUGCAUGUUUUCAUCAGUUUACUACAAUCACUUUUCAGAUAUUGUCGAUAACAUGAUUUUAGAUUUUGGAAUGUGUUUUUAUGAUCCUCCAGGCAGCACAUUUAACUUUGGUUUACAAAAAACAAUUUGUAGAGAUUUGAAACAUGGUUGAGAAGGUCAUCUUUCACAAUGAACAUCUUGCCUCUUUUUGUUUGUCCAAGUCAUGUUAUUGUGGUGUUGAAUCCACACAGUAAUGGAGCUUAACCAAACUAAAGGUAGACAUGUCAUCAUUGUGAUGGGUUACCUUUUAAAACCAGGUAUUUAAGUGUCAAAAAGUAAAAGUAAACGAAAAUAAAGGGAAGCAAUGCAGGAAUGGAAAGUACACUAUUCUCAGUUAGUUGUAACUGAGAUAAACAUGCAAAAACACUGGCUCUGUGACUGUAUGUAACCUUUGUGUUUGUAUUUUGUCUCCUAUUGAUCUAUGCAUAUCCAAAAGAGUAGGAGCACUGUCUCCAGUACACACUAGUGACUAACUCAUGCGUAAACCUAAGCUCAGAGGUUCAUAAUAUUGAAACUUAUUUAUAUUAAACUUUGACCUUUUUGUUUUAAGUAUGAA
Lates calcarifer (barramundi perch) is the source of this 2155-nucleotide messenger RNA. RefSeq names its product Josephin domain containing 2 (gene josd2). Gene Ontology annotation, biological process: protein deubiquitination. The coding region runs from base 276 to 830 and encodes 184 amino acids. The record is from RefSeq and is a predicted model, not a curated record. Lineage: Eukaryota; Metazoa; Chordata; Actinopteri; Centropomidae. The transcript is spliced from 5 exons. Gene Ontology annotation, molecular function: cysteine-type deubiquitinase activity.